AGACUUUCUUAUACUGGUAUAAAAGAGGACACUGCUGAAGAGACAGAGAGCGAGUUUGUAGAGGUGCCAAUAGAACUAAAGGGUCAUGUUAUUGGAAGGGGCGGCUGCAUGUUGCAAGAAAUCAUGCGUCAGUCUGGUGCAAGAAUUAGCUCACAGAGCAAGGAAGAGAAAGGAUUCUUGGUAAACGGUGAUAAGGAGCAAAGAGCAUACGCAAAGAAGCUUAUAUUGGAAAAAGUAGUGAGUCACAAAUACAAGUGGUUUCCUUAAGAAUUUUUGUUCUCCUUUUUAUUUUUACCUGACAAGAGUCCCCACUUCUAAAGUUCCAACUCAAGACACAAGUAAUAUCACGUCAUAAUAUCCGGGGAAGAGGGAAAAAGAUCUUAGGUAUCCAGUAGUCUUAUUGUCAUUAAGGGUACAAAAAGGACUAUUCCUAGGUCAUUAAGAAUGAGGUUGGAUUGUCAGAAUCGACGCACACACACACAAAUUCAACCAUCGUUUUAUGGAAGCCACGUGGUCUUCGUGACGCAAUACACAGUUAUUCUGGCGUGUGAAAUUUUUAAAUUGAUUAAAUUUAUAUUUUCUGGUUUUAACUUCGCGAUAGGUUGUUAUCAAUAUUGUUUUACAAUUGUUAUUCUUUUUAUUUUAUUAUUUUUCUUCCUUCAUUAGUUUAUUUGUUUUACGCUUAGCUUUUACAAAAAAAUGCAAAGUUUCUGGUCGUGGUAUCAUUAGCUAACUAUUGUCAACAAUAGCAAACAAGAGUUGAAUGCAGAUUAGAUACCAUUUGUAAAUUACCAGUUUCUUUUCGGAAAUCAUUACUUUUGGUACGCAUUUAAAGGCAGCCGUUGUUUUUGUGUUGUUUAAUUCAGAAUCUGCGGUUUUUGUUUUUAAUUGUCAGGAGGGUGUUCAGUUCACACUGUGGGAGCUAGUGAAAAUUCCUAGCAAGUACAAAGGAUUGGUAAUGGGGACAGAUGGUGCUAAACUUCGAGAAAUAAGCGCCCAGACAGGAGCAAAAGUCAUUCGCAGCUACAAGGAUGGGGAAGUUUACAUAAAGUUAGGAAAUCACGAUCAAAGGAAGAACGCAAGAGCACUAAUUGGC
Messenger RNA from Porites evermanni, 1096 nucleotides. NCBI's taxonomy places the organism in Eukaryota, Metazoa, Cnidaria, Anthozoa, Scleractinia, Poritidae. The record is from the annotation of a GenBank genome assembly.